Messenger RNA from Anoplophora glabripennis (Asian longhorned beetle), 1239 nucleotides. RefSeq lists its product as uncharacterized. NCBI's taxonomy places the organism in Eukaryota, Metazoa, Arthropoda, Insecta, Coleoptera, Cerambycidae. The record is from RefSeq and is a predicted model, not a curated record. The transcript has 4 exons. Bases 1 to 1239 code for a protein of 412 amino acids. Gene Ontology annotation, cellular component: nucleus. Gene Ontology annotation, molecular function: DNA binding.
AUGGGGGCCUUAAGUACAACGGUUCGCAAAUAUAAAAAGAAAACAUCGAGGGGAGAGUGGUCCAAAGAAAGUAUGAAACAGGCCGUUGAAAAAGUCUUAAACAAAGAAAUGGGUUACCGCAAAGCGGCAUUGCAAUAUUCAGUGCCACAAACAACGUUGGAAAGACACGUCAAUGCGAUUAAAACCAAAGGUGAAAUGAACUUAGAUUUACCGUUAGGGCCAAUUACAACAGUGUUCAGUAAAAAAGAAGAAAAUGAAUUAGUCGAAUAUUUGAAAGAAAUGGAAGCAAGGUUAUUCGGACUUAGUACGCUGGAGCUGAGAAGUUUGGCCUAUCAAUUGGCCGUCAAAAAUGAUAAAUAUAAGUUAGGGCCUGAUAGGAUUUACAGCUGUGAUGAAACAGGCAUCUCAUCGGUUUCUAAAACAAAAUCCAAGAUAAUUUCACGCAGGGGUAGGAAGCAAGUGGGAUCAUUAUCGUCAGCUGAACGAGGACAAACAGUUACCGUCGAAAUUUGUGUUAGCGCUGCAGGAAGCUAUAUGCCGCCAAUGCUAAUCUUCCCUCGCAAGCGCAUGAAAGCUCAAUUAUUAAACAACUCGGCACGAGGAACAACUUCCCAUUGUAAUGCCAGCGGAUGGAUGACUACAGACGUAUUUGUCUCUUGGUUCAAAAGUUUCAUUCAAUUCAGUAGAGCAAGCAAAGACAACCCUGUGCUGCUUUUACUCGACGGUCACGCUACUCACACCAAGAACAUCGAGCUUAUAGACGUUGCUAGAGAAAACGGCGUGGUUAUAAUCUGCUUCCCCCCUCAUUGCACACAUAGGCUUCAACCACUAGAUGUUUCUUUUAUGAAGCCCUUGAGUGUAUACUAUGACCAAGCUGCAAUCGCUUGGCUUAGGUCCAAUCCAGCUUGUAUACAAGCCGCCAUCAUGUCCACAGCCAUCAACGGAUUUCGUAAAUGCGGUAUAUGGCCAUUCAACCCUGAGAACUUUACAGAUGCCGAUUUUCUUGCUGCAGAAACAACGAACAUAAAUCUUAUGGGGAUGAGCAAGUUCCUCAACCACAUGCUAGUACAAAUUCAGUUAUUCUUCCUUCUACCAUCCGCCAAAAUCAAAAACAUUCAGACAAACAUAAGUAACAAUGACAUUCCGUCUACCAGUUUCCAUCAACUUUCUCAACCAUACGUGUUGAUAAAUGAAGUUCUCCCCGAGGUUGUCCAUCUACUAGCUAUCAGGCCCAUAUAG